Molecule: messenger RNA, 3430 nt
Organism: Engraulis encrasicolus (European anchovy)
Lineage: Eukaryota; Metazoa; Chordata; Actinopteri; Clupeiformes; Engraulidae
Exons: 1
Coding region: 77-3379 (1100 amino acids)
Source: RefSeq, a predicted model, not a curated record
UGAAAGAUACCCCCAGGGGUGCCCGAGAGGGGGGGAGGAUGAGCACCCCACACGGACGGACCUUCUGGUACAGAACAUGAGCAACGGAUUAACGACAACGAGAGUAUCCUGUAUGUGUGGCAAAAGCUGCAAGAACCUAAGAGGUCUGAGGAUCCAUCAGACGAAGAUGGGCUGUACAAGGAGGAAGCAAGCAGAGCAACGCACAGAGGCAGUGCACAGCACGGCCCCUGGUGAGACGGAGGAGGAGCAGGACCCGGAGUCAACCCACAGUGUCCAGAACCUCCAAGCUCAGCUCGCCCCACCCAACAAUCCAUCCGAACAUCGCAGGGUCUUGUGGCCAGCAGCACACAAGGAGUCUGAGUGGCGCCAGUUCGACGAAGACGUAGACGGUGCUGUGGAGGCAUCAUCGAGAGGGGGUGUAGACCAACAGCUCCAAACGAUGUGCACCUUCAUCGUCUGCAUCGGUGCUGAGCGAUUUGGUGUUAAACAGCCAAAGGCCAAGAACGCAGCCAGGCCCAAUAGGCGAGAGAACAAGAUCACCGCACUCAGGAGAGACUUGAAAGCCCUUAAAAAGCGUUUCAAGAAGGCGAGCGAGGAAGAGAGGCCCGCCCUGGUUGAGCUCAGAGUUAUCCUCAGGAAGAAGCUCAUCUCACUACGUCGCGCUGAGUGGCACAGGAGGAAGGGUAGAGAGAGGGCCCGCAAGCACACUGCCUUCAUAGCCAACCCCUUCGGGUUUACUAAGAAGCUGCUAGGGCAGAAGCGGAGUGGAAUCCUUACCUGCCCAGAGGAUGACAUCAAUCACCACCUCUCUGAAACCUACAGCGACCGGCAGAGAGAGGAAGACCUGGGCCCCUGUAGAGAACUGAUUUCACCACCGCUACCAUCCAGCCAAUUCAACACCAAAGAGCCAACGCUGACAGAAGUCAAGAACACAGUCAGGGCUGCACGGACAAGUGCAGCACCUGGGCCGAGCGGCGUGCCAUACAAAGUCUACAAGCAUUGCCCAAGACUUCUGCAGAGGUUGUGGAGAAUCAUCAGGGUAGUGUGGCGAAGAGGGAGGGUAGCCAAGCAGUGGAGGCAUGCCGAAGGUGUAUGGAUACCAAAGGAGGAAAAUGCAAGUGACAUCUCGCAGUUCCGUACCAUCUCACUGCUCAGCGUAGAGGGCAAGAUCUUCUUUAAGAUCCUUGCCAAUCGCAUGACUGAUUUCCUCCUGAGGAAUUCCUACAUCGACACCAGCGUGCAGAAGGGAGGAAUUCCAGGCUUUCCAGGCUGCAUUGAACACACUGGAGUGGUCACCCAGCUAAUCCGAGAGGCUAGAGAGAACCGAGGGGAUUUGUCAGUCAUCUGGCUUGACCUGGCAAACGCCUACGGAUCGAUCCCCCACAAGCUGGUGACCAAGGCCUUGACAAUGCACCAUGUCCCGCAGAAGAUCACAGAUCUCAUACAGGACUACUACAGCAGUUUUAGUAUGAGAUUUACAUCUGGAUCUACAACAUCAGCAUGGCACCGCCUAGAAAAAGGCAUCAUCACUGGUUGCACCAUAUCAGUGACGCUGUUUGCUCUGGCGAUGACCAUGCUUGUCAAGGCUGCAGAGGUGGAAUGUAGAGGGCCUCUAUCCAGAUCUGGCACUCGCCAACCGCCAAUUAGAGCCUUUAUGGAUGACCUAACAGUCACAGCAACAUCUGUGCCAGGGUGCCGCUGGCUCCUUAAAGGUCUCGAAAGGCUAACAUCUUGGGCGAGAAUGACAUUCAAGCCAGCAAAAUGCCGAUCCCUUGUGCUGAGGAAGGGAAGAGUGGAGGACAAAUUCCGCUUCCACAUGAACGGUCUCCAAAUCCCAUCAUUGACGGAGAAGCCGGUGAAGAGCCUGGGGAAGCUCUUUGACGCAACCCUGAGAGACACAGCAGCAAUCCAGGCCAUGCAUGCGGAGCUGAAAACAUGGCUUGCGGCAGUGGACAGGUCAGGCCUCCCUGGGAAAUUUAAAGCCUGGAUAUAUCAGCAUGGCAUCCUGCCAAGGCUCCUGUGGCCACUACUGAUGUACCAGGUCCCAGUUACAACAGUGGAGACCCUGGAGAGAAACAUCAGCCAGUUCCUGCGCAGGUGGCUGGGCCUGCCGAAGAGCCUUAGCUGCAUUGCCCUAUAUGGACACACCAACAAGCUGCAGCUCCCGUUCUCAGGCCUGACAGAGGAAUUCAAAGUAACAAGAGCCAGGGAGGUGUUACUGUACAGAGACUCAGCCGACACCAGAGUCUCCUCUGCAGGCGUAGAGGUCAGGACGGGACGGAAGUGGAAAGCGCAGGAGGCAGUUCAGCAGGCAGAGGCAAGGUUGCAGCACAGUGUGUUAGUAGGCUCAGUGGCGGUUGGGCGAGCAGGACUAGGCUGCCAUAAGACUCUGCGCUAUGACAAAGUGCAGGGGAGGGACAGACGGCAGAUGGUCCAGGGAGAGGUCCGGGCAGAGGUGGAAGAGGAGCGGCGCAGCAAAACAGUGGCCAUGCGUCAGCAGGGGGCUUGGAUCAAUUGGGAGCAUGCACUGACUCGGAAGAUCACCUGGUCAGAACUUUGGAGGUCAGAGCCAGCAAGACUCAAGUUUCUGAUCCAGUCAGUGUAUGAUGUCCUACCAAGUCCAGCCAAUCUGCAUUGCUGGGGGCUAGCUGAAGCACCAUCUUGUCCUCUAUGCCCGGCAAGAGGAUCGCUGGAGCACAUCUUAAGCUGCUGCCCGAAAGCUCUGGGAGAGGGGAGGUACAGAUGGCGCCAUGACCAGGUGCUGAAGGCAGUAGCGGACACCAUCUGUGCUGGAAUCCAGCAAAGCAAGCACCAGCCCUUAGCAAGGCCACACAUUGCCUUCGUCAGGGCCGGAGAGAGGCCUCAGUCACAGCCAAAGGUCCCAGCUGGGCUACUAUCCACAGCGGGUGACUGGCAGCUGAAGGUGGACCUGGGGAGUCAAUUGAAGUUUCCGCAGCACAUCACCAGCACUACACUCAGGCCAGACAUGGUCCUUACAUCAGAGAGUACAAAGCAGGUGGUGCUGUUGGAACUCACAGUCCCCUGGGAAGACCGGAUUGAGGAGGCCUUUGAGCGGAAAAAGGCGAAGUACCUGGAGCUGGUGGACGACUGCAGGCUGAAAGGAUGGAGGGCCCGCUGUGAGCCAAUUGAGGUUGGCUGCAGAGGAUUUCCAGGACAGAGCCUGCACCGGUCACUCAGGCUACUUGGAAUCAGAGGUGCUCAAGAAAGGAAAGCCACCAGAAACAUCUGUGAGGCAGCUGAGAGAGCCUCAAGGUGGCUGUGGAUAAAAAGGGGCGACACAUGGCUUAGUGCGCUGCUUGGACACAAGUCGGGGUCUGAUCAGCCCCGGCUGGGUCGCCCAGGUGAGGGUGUUCAAUGAUCAAAGACCCGAAACACCCCGUGAUCUCUGGGUUCAUUGCUGAGGAUGUGU